Messenger RNA from Sycon ciliatum, 14313 nucleotides. RefSeq lists its product as uncharacterized. The transcript has 53 exons. Bases 175 to 13776 code for a protein of 4533 amino acids. Gene Ontology annotation, molecular function: calcium ion binding; protein binding. The record is from RefSeq and is a predicted model, not a curated record. Lineage: Eukaryota; Metazoa; Porifera; Calcarea; Leucosolenida; Sycettidae.
AGUGCGAUUUUCCUCUACUCCGAAAUGACAUCUCCGAGAGGCGACCUACAUUACCGGUUCGAUCCUGGUUGAAGUCGCGACUCGUUGGAAACUCUUGUCCAAGCUGUUCGCAUAUUCUUCUGUCUCGUCUUCCGACUUUGAUUCGCUCGCCUACCCUUACUCGUGGUCGCCAAGAUGCGACACGGAGUGCUACGCUCGUGCCUGGCACUAGCCGUGGUUGCUAGCGCCGUAGCUCUUCCAGCAAUCAUUCCGAGUCGCACAGAAAACAAUGAAGCUUGUGCUGCGAACGAGGUGUACCAUGAGUGCGGCACGGCGUGUCCCGCUACGUGCGACAACAUGAACUCGGGUCCGCGCAUUUGCCCCGCUAUGUGUGUGAUGGGCUGCUUCUGUACCGAAGGCUUUGUGCGUGCGUCCGGCGAGAAUGGAGCUGGAUGCGUUCGCAAAGAAACGUGCACAGCUCCAUUGGCUUCUGAAGAGCAGACCUUUGUUGCCGAGGGUCAAACGCAAACAGAACGAUCAGACUGUGGCGCCCAUGCAACCUACUCUGAUUGUGGCUCUGCAUGUGAGGCAACAUGUGGCAACAGCAACACUGCUGACCAGGUGUGCCCUGACGUGUGUGUGAGCGGAUGCUUCUGUGACCCUGGCUACAUCCGUGAUACGCUUGUCGUCAACUCACCGUGUGUCAUGGAACACAUGUGUCUGGAACCCCCUGCUGGAGUCCACACUGGCGUUGACACACAGGACUUGGCGGUUGAACCCCCGGCACAAAACGGCAACCAGGCAAGCUCUGCUGCCUGUGGACUGAACGAGGUCUUCACCGAGUGUGGCACGGCAUGUCCGACGGCUUGUGGCGUUGCUGCACCACUGAUCUGCACACUGCAGUGCGUGGUCGGCUGCUUCUGCCAGCACGGCUUUGUGCGCGAAUCUGCUACCGAUGGUGCACGCUGCAUUAGCGCUUUGGAAUGCCAAGCUCAACAAGUGGACACUCCAGCACCAGAGAUUGCACCGGUUGGAAACUUUGGGCUUGAACUGCCUGCAGAAGCGAAUACCGGGGUGGACACACCUCAGUGCAGUCAGAAUAAAGUCUACCAGGAGUGUGGCACAGCAUGUCCAGCAACGUGCGGUGUUUCAGCUCCGAUGAUGUGCACCAUGCAGUGUGUUAUGGGAUGUUUCUGUCAGUCAGGAUUUGUACUUGAAUCCAGUGCUAACGGUGCCCAGUGUAUCAGCCAUGCUGAAUGUGAAGCACGGCAAGCGACACCGCCAGCAGUUCAUCUUGAGGAUCACAUCGACUUGGAUCUUUUUGACUCAAGCACACACGUGGACACGCCUCAAUGCAGUCAGAAUAAAGUCUACCAGGAGUGUGGCACAGCAUGUCCAGCAACAUGCGGUGUUUCAGCUCCGAUGAUGUGCACCAUGCAGUGUGUUAUGGGAUGUUUCUGUCAGUCAGGAUUUGUACUUGAAUUCAGUGCUGACGGUGCCCAGUGUAUCAGCCAUGCUGAAUGUGAAGCCCGUCAAUCUGCAACUCAACCGCCUGCCCCAGAGACCGCUGUGGCGACCGAAGCAGUAUGUCCAUCCGGCGAGGUGUACAAUGAAUGUGGCACAGCAUGCCCGUCAACUUGCACGCAACCCGGUCCCAGGCCGUGUGCCAAGAUCUGCUCUCGUGGCUGCUUCUGCCCCGAGGGUUUCGUAAGGCAAUCGAGUGAGAACGGCGCACCGUGUGUGCAAUCCCAUGACUGCCCAGCAAAUACCCAGGUGGACACGCCUCAGUGCAGUCAGAAUGAAGUCUACCAGGAGUGUGGCACGGCAUGUCCAGCAACAUGCGGUGUUUCAGGCCCUAGGAUGUGCACCAUGCAGUGUGUUAUGGGAUGUUUCUGUCAGUCAGGAUUUGUCCUUGAAUCCAGUGCUAACGGUGCCCAGUGUAUCAGCCAUGCGGAAUGUGAAGCCCGUCAAUCUGCAACUCAACCGCCUGCCCCAGAGACUGCUGUGGCAACCGAAGCAGUAUGUCCAUCCGGGGAGGUGUAUAAUGAAUGUGGCACAGCAUGCCCGUCAACUUGCACACAACCCGGUCCCAGGCCGUGCGUCAAGAUCUGCUCUCGUGGCUGCUUCUGCCCCGAGGGUUUCGUAAGGCAAUCGAGUGAGAACGGUGCACCGUGUGUGCAAUCCCAUGACUGCCCAGUACUUCACGAGGAAUGUCCAGUUGGAGAGGUGUACCAAGCGUGUGGCACGGCAUGCCCGUCAUCAUGCGCACAUCCUGGUCCGAGACCGUGCUCCAGGAUCUGCUCGCGUGGCUGCUUUUGUCCUGUGGGCUCUGUGAGGCAAUCGGAGGAGAAUGGCGCCCCGUGUGUGCAAGCAUCGAGCUGUCCCGUUCCUACAACCUCACCGCCCUCAACUGUUGGCCCCAAUGCCGAUGUUUUCAUCGACCACGACCUCAUCUUCUCAGUAACAAGGGCUUGCUCGGAUCCUCUGGAGGUAUUUCAGACGUGCGGUUCAGCCUGCCCAGCCACAUGCAAUGACACCGUUCCCGCCGUCUGCUCCAUGCAGUGCGUGCAGGGGUGCUUCUGCGCGCCAGGCUUUGUUCGCUCCGAGGCCGGUGGCCGCUGUGUGCCGCAAGUCACUUGUGCCAAUAAGAAGGCAACCGUGGAUGGUUCAGAUUGCAUGACCUGCAACAAUGAAAUGUACGAGCCUCUUUGCGGCAAUGACGGCAUGUCCUAUCCGAACCUGUGUGCCCUGCGUCGCGAGGAGUGCCUGAAGAACAAGGCCGUUCAGGUCAGCUACAAGCGCCAGUGCAGAAGUCCAGGGUGUAAUCUUGGAGAUCGUGCUGUCUUCAACUCAAUGCUUGUCCGGUACAUUCAGAAGAAGAUGGAGGCUUCCCCUCCCAGACCAGAGCCUAUUGCUGCCGCCGGACAAUCCGGCUCAGCUGAGCCGGAACCGAAUAUUUCCCGUGUCCCGUUCAAGAAGGCCAUCUACUGGAUGUUCGAUGAGCUGGACGUUAACCCUAGAGACAGGAGGCUGGGCAAGAGAGAGGCCAGGGCAUUCCUGACGGAGCUGAAGUCCCAGAUCGGUCUGAAGGGCUGUGCCAGUACCAUGUGGGCGUCGUGCGACUACAACCGAGAUCACCACGUCUCGCUCAGCGAAUGGUGUUACUGCACCGGUCUGGACUCAGUCUGUACACCGGAGAAGCGCACCAUGUUCAACGAAAAAAUUCUAGAUCACAUCAAAGACCUGAAGGCAGAGAAGGAGCAAGCCGAGGGGAGCCAACCUGAGCCAGAGCGCAAUCCUAAUGUACCCACAGCUGAGCCACGGCUCGACUCGCCAGCCAAGGAACUUGUGUACUGGAUGUUUGACGAGCUAGAUGUGGCGCCAUACGAUCGCCAUCUCAGCCAGAAGGAGACCUGGCGAUUUGUGGAGGGCCUCGAGACCAACGUGACGCAGAGAGCCUGUGGUAGUUCCCUCUUGGAACACUGUGAUUGCAAUAAUGAUCAGAGAAUUGGACUGAAUGAGUGGUGCUGGUGUCUGGGGCUGGACAAUACUUGUCCUGCCGAUCGUCGACAGUACUUUCAGCAGAGAAUGCUCGAGUUCAUGAACAAGAAGAAAGCUCUCGCCGUGCCGGAGCCCGAGACGGAACCAUCCGACGACUCCUCUCACGAACCGUACGAUCCGAGAGCCGAGCCCAGGCUCAACACGCCCGCCAAGCAGACGAUCUACUGGAUGUUUGACGAGCUGGACGUGGCGCCGAGAGACCGCAAGCUCAGCGACCGUGAGCUCACUGGCUUCCUAGCCGAGGCGAAGUGCACGGUCAGUCCCCGAGCGUGUGCAGAGUCGCUGCAAUCAUACUGUGACUACAACGAGGACGGCUUCGUAUCUCUGCACGAGUGGUGUUGGUGCAGUGGGCUGGAUAAUGAAUGCACUCCUGAAAAUAAAAACUACUUCAAUGCUAACUUGUUGAAGCGGGCAGCUGAGUGGCACGCUCAUCUUCACCCAAUGAUCAAGAACAGCGGUAGAGCAGGUGGUUUUGCCGUCAUGGUACCCCACCGUCUGAGCGACCAAGACCUGCUGUUCUGGUUGUUCCGACGGCUGGACACUUCUCCAGUCGAUGGCCACCUCACCGCGGCAGAGACUCACGUGUUUGUCGCCAAUGUCAGCCGAAACGUGGGACCACGUGCGUGCGCCCUGGGCAUGAUUGGAGCUAUGGACACCAACGACGACGGACGUAUCAACUGGGUUGAGUGGUUCCGUGGUCUGGGCAUUCGAAUGCCUCCGAUCGGACCACCGCAGGAGACUGUGGAAGAUGUGCCAUCAGCCGGAGACGCCGGUGACGAUUCCAACGGCACAUGUGUGUACUGGCGUGGAUAUUGCUGUUCCACGAAGUGGUUCUGCUCAACCAGGGACGGCCAGAAAGCCUGGCAGAUGCAGAACCCACCAAUAUCGUGCCCUAUACCUAUUGGGGGCAAGUGCCAGGAUGCUCCCAAGCCAGGCACGGGAAUAUGCCAGUACUGGCCUCUCUCGGGACAGUGCGGUUUUGAAAUGCCAGAGAUGAAUGAAGAAUCCACGUGCAAUGAUGAAUCAAGAACCGUAUACCAGACCCACCUUCUGGAAUACAUGACAGCAAGACGCACUGAAGCUGGCCAUACUGAACCUCUUCCAGAAAGUGAUGAACCCAGAGAUCCCACAGCUGAACCACGUCUCAAGACACCAGCCAAACAAACCAUCUACUGGAUGUUUGAUGAGCUGGAUGUAGCUCCAAUGGACAGGAAGCUAAGCCGUGCUGAAGUUGGAGUAUUCAUGAACGAUACAGUGCGCAAUGUUCAUCCUCGUGCCUGUGCAGAAAGUCAGUGGAACUAUUGUGAUUACAAUGAUGAUGGUUCUAUCAGUUUGUCGGAAUGGUGCUGGUGUACUGGUCUCGAUCCAACUUGCCCAGCUGACAAGCGUCAGUUCUUCCAACACAAGAUGCUUCAGUUCAUCAAGAAGAAGAGAUCGCAAGCAAAUGUAACUCCUGAACCAGAGACAACAUCAGAUAGUAGUGAGCGUGAUCCAGCAGUUGAACCCCGUCUGAAUACACCAGCCAAAGUAGCCAUCUACUGGCAGUUUGAUGAACUAGAUGUAUCUCCUAUGGACAGACAACUGAGUGAGAAUGAGAUAUCAUCAUUCAUGAGUGAAGUUGUUCGUGAAGUGGAUCCUCGUGCAUGUGCAGAGACACUGCAGGAGCACUGUGAUUAUAACAAGGAUGGAAUGAUUUCUCUGUCAGAAUGGUGCUGGUGCUCUGGACUUGACAAUGAAUGCAGCCCAGAAAAGGAGAGACACUUCCAAGCCAACCUCCUUCAGUUCAUGUCUUUAAAGCGUCAAGAAUCAGGUCAUGUUGAGCCAUCGCCAGAAUCAGAAAGUAAUCCAGACCCCACAGCUGAACCACGUCUCAAGACACCAGCCAAGAUCACAAUCUACUGGAUGUUUGAUGAGCUGGAUGUAGCUCCAAUGAACAGGAAGCUAAGUCGUGCCGAAGCAGGUUCAUUCUUUUCUGAAGUAGAUCGUGAAGUUGGUCCGCGUGCUUGUGCCCAGGAUCACUGGAGUCGGUGUGAUUACAACAAUGAUGGAUCCAUUAGUCUAUCAGAGUGGUGCUGGUGUACUGGACUAGAUCCAACCUGUCCAGCUGACAAGAGGACAUUCUACCAACAUAAUCUCCUGAACUACAUGACAAUGAAGCGUACUGAAGCUGGCCAUACUGAGCCUCUUCCAGAAAGUGAUGAACCCAGAGAUCCCACAGCUGAACCACGUCUCAAGACACCAGCCAAACAAACCAUCUACUGGAUGUUUGAUGAACUGGAUGUAGCUCCAAUGGACAGGAAGCUAAGCCGUGCUGAAGUUGGAGUAUUCAUGAAUAAUACUGUUCGCAAUGUUCAUCCUCGUGCCUGUGCAGAAAGUCAGUGGAACUAUUGUGAUUAUAAUGAUGAUGGUUCUAUCAGUUUGUCGGAAUGGUGCUGGUGUACUGGUCUUGAUCCAACUUGCCCAGCUGACAAGCGUCAGUUCUUCCAACACAAGAUGCUUCAGUUCAUCAAGAAGAAGAGAUCGGAAGCAAAUGUAACUCCUGAACCAGAGACAACAUCAGAUAGUAGUGAGCGUGAUCCAGCAGUUGAGCCCCGUUUGAAUACACCAGCCAAAGUAGCCAUCUACUGGCAGUUUGAUGAACUAGAUGUAGCCCCUAUGGACAGACAACUGAGUGAGAAUGAGAUAUCAUCAUUCAGGAGUGAAGUUGUUCGUGAAGUGGAUCCUCGUGCAUGUGCAGAGACACUGCAGGAGUACUGUGAUUAUAAUAAGGAUGGAAUGAUUUCUCUGUCGGAAUGGUGCUGGUGCUCUGGACUUGACAAUGAAUGCAGCCCAGAAAAGGAAAGACACUUCCAAGCCAACCUCGUUCAGUUCAUGUCUUUGAAGCGUCAAGAAUCAGGUCAUGUUGAGCCAUCACCUGAACCGGAAAGCACUCCAGACCCCACAGCUGAACCACGUCUCAAGACACCAGCCAAGAUCACAAUCUACUGGAUGUUUGAUGAGCUGGAUGUAGCUCCAAUGAACAGGAAGCUAAGUCGUGCCGAAGCAGGUUCAUUCUUUUCUGAAGUAGAUCGUGAAGUUGGUCCGCGUGCUUGUGCCCAGGAUCACUGGAGUCGGUGUGAUUACAACAAUGAUGGAUCCAUUAGUCUAUCAGAGUGGUGCUGGUGUACUGGACUAGAUCCAACCUGUCCAGCUGACAAGAGGACAUUCUACCAACAUAAUCUUCUGAACUACAUGACAAUGAAGCGCACUGAAGCUGGCCAUACUGAACCUCUUCCAGAAAGUGAUGAACCCAGAGACCCCACAGCUGAACCACGUCUCAAGACACCAGCCAAACAAACCAUCUACUGGAUGUUUGAUGAGCUGGAUGUAGCUCCAAUGGACAGGAAGCUAAGCCGUGCUGAAGUUGGAGUAUUCAUGAACAAUACUGUUCGCAAUGUUCAUCCUCGAGCCUGUGCAGAAAGUCAAUGGAACUAUUGUGAUUAUAAUGAUGAUGGUUCUAUCAGUUUGUCGGAAUGGUGCUGGUGUACUGGUCUCGAUCCAACUUGCCCAGCUGACAAGCGUCAGUUCUUCCAACACAAGAUGCUUCAGUUCAUCAAGAAGAAGAGAUCCCAAGCCAAUGUAACUCCUGAGCCCGAGGCAACAUCAGAUAAUAGUGAGCGCGAUCCAGCAGUUGAGCCCCGUCUAAAUACACCAGCCAAAGUAGCCAUCUACUGGCAGUUUGAUGAACUGGAUGUAUCUCCUAUGGACAGACAACUGAGUGAGAAUGAGAUGUCAUCAUUUAUGAGUGAAGUUGUUCGUGAAGUGGACCCUCGUGCAUGUGCAGAGACACUGCAGGAGUACUGUGAUUAUAAUGACGAUGGAAUGAUUUCUCUGUCGGAAUGGUGCUGGUGCUCUGGACUUGACAAUGAAUGCAGCCCAGAAAAGGAGAGACACUUCCAAGCCAACCUCCUUCAAUUCAUGUCUUUGAAGCGUCAAGAGUCAGGUCAUGUUGAGCCAUCGCCAGAACCAGACAGCACUCCAGAUCCCACAGCUGAACCACGUCUCAAGACACCAGCCAAGAUCACAGUCUACUGGAUGUUUGAUGAGCUGGAUGUAGCUCCAAUGGACAGGAAGCUAAGUCGUACCGAAGCAGGUUCAUUCUUUUCUGAAGUAGAUCGUGAAGUUGGUCCGCGUGCUUGUGCCCAGGAUCACUGGAGUCGGUGUGAUUACAACAACGAUGGAUCCAUUAGUCUAUCAGAGUGGUGCUCGUGCACUGGACUAGACCCAAUACCGGGUGAUGCCGCCGAGGACCCGCCGAAUGCGGAGUGCCUCACCUGGCGCGGCUGGUGCUGCGGUCCCUGGUUCUGCGGCACGCUCUCGCAGCGCGACAUCUGGAACGCGCACUACCCACCGCCUCCGGUGCCCUGCCCGUACCCGGCUCCCGGGGGUGUUUGUCCCAACACUACAAAGCCGGGCACUGGAGAGUGCCAAUACUGGCCACUGAGUGCAAUCUGCUCAUAUUCGUUGCCUGAACUGAAUGAUGAUGUCGUGGUCGACUCCGUCUCCAGCUCUAACGAUGUCUCCGACACCAACUCGCAAUCAUCCGACCCGGUGUGCGAGGAAUGGCGCGGCUGGUGCUGCGCCAACAACUGGUACUGCAAGACGCAUGACGAGUAUACUGCUUGGUUCAUGACACACCCGCCACCUCCGUGUCCAAUGCCACCGGGAGGCCAGUGCCCCAACGCCACCAAGCCAGGCACUGGAAUGUGUCAAUACUGGCCGCUCUCAGGACAGUGUGGAUACACAAUGCCAGAAACUGAUGUAUGCAAUGAUGAAUCAAGAACCGUAUACCAGACCCAGCUUCUCGAAUAUAUGACAGCAAGACGCACUGAAGCUGGCCAUACUGAACCUCUUCCAGAAAGUGAUGAACCCAGAGAUCCCACAGCUGAACCACGUCUCAAGACACCAGCCAAACAAACCAUCUACUGGAUGUUUGAUGAGCUGGAUGUAGCUCCAAUGGACAGGAAGCUAAGCCGUGCUGAAGUUGGAGUAUUCAUGAACGAUACAGUGCGCAAUGUUCAUCCUCGAGCCUGUGCAGAAAGUCAGUGGAACUAUUGUGAUUAUAACGAUGAUGGUUCUAUCAGUUUGUCGGAAUGGUGCUGGUGUACUGGUCUCGAUCCAACUUGCCCAGCUGACAAGCGUCAAUUCUUCCAACACAAGAUGCUUCAGUUCAUCAAGAAGAAGAGAUCGGAAGCAAAUGUAACUCCUGAACCAGAGACAACAUCAGAUAAUAGUGAGCAUGAUCCCGCUGUUGAGCCCCGUCUGAAUACACCAGCCAAAGUAGCCAUCUACUGGCAGUUUGAUGAACUGGAUGUAUCUCCUAUGGACAGACAGCUGAGUGAGAAUGAGAUGUCAUCAUUCAGGAGUGAAGUUGUUCGUGAAGUGGAUCCUCGUGCAUGUGCAGAGACACUGCAGGAAUACUGUGAUUAUAAUAAGGAUGGAAUGAUUUCUCUGUCGGAAUGGUGCUGGUGCUCUGGACUUGACAAUGAAUGCAGCCCAGAAAAGGAGAGACACUUCCAAGCCAACCUCCUUCAGUUCAUGUCAUUGAAGCGUCAAGAAUCAGGUCAUGUUGAGCCAUCACCUGAACUAGAAAGCAAUCCAGAUCCCACAGCUGAACCACGUCUCAAGACACCAGCCAAGAUCACAAUCUACUGGAUGUUUGAUGAGCUGGAUGUAGCUCCAAUGAACAGGAAGCUAAGUCGUGCCGAAGCAGGUUCAUUCUUUUCUGAAGUAGAUCGUGAAGUUGGUCCGCGUGCUUGUGCCCAGGAUCACUGGAGUCGGUGUGAUUACAACAAUGAUGGAUCCAUUAGUCUAUCAGAGUGGUGCUGGUGUACUGGACUAGAUCCAACCUGCCCAGCUGACAAGAGAACAUUCUACCAGCAUAAUCUCCUGAACUACAUGACAAUGAAGCGUACUGAAGCUGGCCAUACUGAACCUCUUCCAGAAAGUGAUGAACCCAGAGAUCCCACAGCUGAACCACGUCUCAAGACACCAGCCAAACAAACCAUCUACUGGAUGUUUGAUGAGCUGGAUGUAGCUCCAAUGGACAGGAAGCUAAGCCGUGCUGAAGUUGGAGUAUUCAUGAACAAUACAGUGCGCAAUGUUCAUCCUCGUGCCUGUGCAGAAAGUCAGUGGAACUAUUGUGAUUAUAAUGAUGAUGGUUCUAUCAGUUUGUCAGAAUGGUGCUGGUGUACUGGUCUCGAUCCAACUUGCCCAGCUGACAAACGUCAGUUCUUCCAACACAGAAUGCUUCAGUUCAUCAAGAAGAAGAGAUCGCAAGCAAAUGUAACUCCUGAACCAGAGACAGCAUCAGAUAGUAGUGACCGUGAUCCAGCAGUUGAGCCCCGUCUGAAUACACCAGCCAAAGUAGCCAUCUACUGGCAGUUUGAUGAACUGGAUGUAGCCCCUAUGGACAGACAACUGAGUGAGAAUGAGAUGUCAUCAUUCAUGAGUGAAGUUGUUCGUGAAGUGGAUCCUCGUGCAUGUGCAGAGACACUGCAGGAGUACUGUGAUUAUAAUGACGAUGGAAUGAUUUCUCUGUCGGAAUGGUGCUGGUGCUCUGGACUUGACAAUGAAUGUAGCCCAGAAAAGGAGAGACACUUCCAAGCCAACCUCCUUCAGUUCAUGUCUUUGAAGCGUCAAGAAUCAGGUCAUGUUGAGCCAUCACCUGAACCAGACAGCACUCCAGAUCCCACAGCUGAACCACGUCUCAAGACACCAGCCAAGAUCACAAUCUACUGGAUGUUUGAUGAGCUGGAUGUAGCUCCAAUGAACAGGAAGCUAAGUCGUGCCGAAGCAGGUUCAUUCUUUUCUGAAGUAGAUCGUGAAGUUGGUCCGCGUGCUUGUGCCCAGGAUCACUGGAGUCGGUGUGAUUACAACAAUGAUGGAUCCAUUAGCCUGUCAGAGUGGUGCUGGUGUACUGGACUAGAUCCGACCUGCCCAGCUAACAAGAGAACAUUCUACCAGCAUAAUCUCCUGAACUACAUGACAAUGAAGCGUACUGAAGCUGGCCAUACUGAACCUCUUCCAGAAAGUGAUGAACCCAGAGAUCCCACAGCUGAACCACGUCUCAAGACACCAGCCAAACAAACCAUCUACUGGAUGUUUGAUGAACUGGAUGUAGCUCCAAUGGACAGGAAGCUAAGCCGUGCUGAAGUUGGAGUAUUCAUGAACAAUACUGUUCGCAAUGUUCAUCCUCGUGCCUGUGCCGAAAGUCAAUGGAACUAUUGUGAUUACAAUGAUGAUGGUUCUAUCAGUUUGUCGGAAUGGUGCUGGUGUACUGGUCUUGAUCCAACGUGCCCAGCUGACAAGCGUCAGUUCUUCCAACACAAGAUGCUUCAGUUCAUCAAGAAGAAGAGAUCGCAAGCAAAUGUAACUCCUGAACCAGAGACAACAUCAGACAGUAGUGAGCGUGAUCCAGCAGUUGAGCCCCGUCUGAAUACACCAGCCAAAGUAGCCAUCUACUGGCAGUUUGAUGAACUGGAUGUAGCCCCUAUGGACAGACAACUGAGUGAGAAUGAGAUAUCAUCAUUCAGGAGUGAAGUUGUUCGUGAAGUGGAUCCUCGUGCAUGUGCAGAGACACUGCAGGAGUACUGUGAUCAUAAUAAAGAUGGAAUGAUUUCUCUGUCGGAAUGGUGCUGGUGCUCUGGACUUGACAAUGAAUGUAGCCCAGAAAAGGAGAGACACUUCCAAGCCAACCUCCUUCAGUUCAUGUCUUUGAAGCGUCAAGAAUCAGGUCAUGUUGAACCAUCACCUGAACCAGAAAGCAAUCCAGAUCCCACAGCUGAACCACGUCUCAAGACACCAGCCAAGAUCACAAUCUACUGGAUGUUUGAUGAGCUGGAUGUAGCUCCAAUGGACAGGAAGCUAAGUCGUGCUGAAGCAGGUUCAUUCUUUUCUGAAGUAGAUCGUGAAGUUGGUCCGCAUGCUUGUGCCCAGGAUCACUGGAGUCGGUGUGAUUACAACAAUGAUGGAUCCAUUAGUCUAUCAGAGUGGUGCUGGUGUACUGGACUAGACCCUACCUGCCCAGCUGACAAGAGAACAUUCUACCAACAUAAUCUCCUGAACUACAUGACAGCAAGACGUACUGAAGCUGGCCAUACUGAACCUCUUCCAGAAAGUGAUGAACCCAGAGAUCCCACAGCUGAACCACGUCUCAAGACACCAGCCAAACAAACCAUCUACUGGAUGUUUGAUGAGCUGGAUGUAGCUCCAAUGGACAGGAAGCUAAGCCGUGCUGAAGUUGGAGUAUUCAUGAACAAUACUGUUCGCAAUGUUCAUCCUCGUGCCUGUGCAGAAAGUCAGUGGAACUAUUGUGAUUAUAAUGAUGAUGGUUCUAUCAGUUUGUCGGAAUGGUGCUGGUGUACUGGUCUUGAUCCAACUUGCCCAGCUGACAAACGUCAGUUCUUCCAACACAAGAUGCUUCAGUUCAUCAAGAAGAAGAGAUCGGAAGCAAAUGUAAUUCCUGAACCAGAGGCAACAUCAGAUAAUAGUGAGCGCGAUCCAGCAGUUGAGCCCCGUCUGAAUACACCAGCCAAAGUAGCCAUCUACUGGCAGUUUGAUGAACUGGAUGUAUCUCCUAUGGACAGACAACUGAGUGAGAAUGAGAUAUCAUCAUUCAUGAGUGAAGUUGUUCGUGAAGUGGAUCCUCGUGCAUGUGCAGAGACACUGCAGGAGUACUGUGAUUAUAACAAGGAUGGAAUGAUUUCUCUGUCAGAAUGGUGCUGGUGCUCUGGACUUGACAAUGAGUGCAGCCCAGAUAAGGAAAGCCACUUCCAAGCCAAUCUCCUUCAAUUCAUGUCUUCAAAGCGCCAAGAGUCUGGUCACGUUGAGCCAUCACCUGAACCAGACAGCACUCCAGACCCCACAGCUGAACCACGUCUCAAGACACCAGCCAAGAUCACAAUCUACUGGAUGUUUGAUGAGCUGGAUGUAGCUCCAACGGACAGGAAGCUAAGUCGUGCCGAAGCAGGUUCAUUCUUUUCUGAAGUAGAUCGUGAAGUUGGUCCGCGUGCAUGUGCCGUUAAGCACUGGGAUCGCUGUGACUACAACCAAGAUGGCGCAAUUAGUCUAUCCGAAUGGUGCUGGUGCACUGGCCUAGAUCCGACCUGCCCAGCAAGGAAGAGAAUUUUCUACCAACACAAUACCUUGGAGUACAUGUCAAUGAAACGAGCAGAGGCAGGCCAUGUUGAGCCUUCGCCCAGUACUGGAGAGCCCAGUAACCCAUCAGCCGAGCCUCGUAUGAACACGCCUGCCAAGAUCACCAUCUACUGGAUGUUUGAUGAACUGGAUGUAGCUCCAAUGGACAGGAAGCUAAGUCGUGCCGAAGUGGGAGCAUUCAUGAAUGAAACAGUGCGCAACGUUCAUCCUCGUGCCUGUGCAGAAAGUCAGUGGACCUAUUGUGAUUAUGACGAUGAUGACUACAUCAGUUUGUCAGAAUGGUGCUGGUGCAACGGCCUCGACAAUCAGUGCACGCCGGAGAAGGAGACACAGUUCCAAUCUCGCCUGGUGACGUACAUAUCUGACAUGCGCCAAGAAGCCGGACAUGUCGAACCAUCGCCGGAGGAGCCCAACCAAGUAACCGACCCACAGGCCGAACCACGGUUGACUACACCAGCCAAGGUGGCCAUCUACUGGAUGUUUGACGAGCUAGACGUAUCGCCAAUGGACCGAACGCUGUCCCACUCGGAGGCGGAUGCGUUCUUUAGCAUCAUGCAGCGCAGCGUGGGACCACGUGCGUGUGCACUGGAGCACUGGAGUCGCUGUGACUACAACAACAAUGGCAACAUCAGCCUGAUGGAAUGGUGUUGGUGCACCGGACUGGAUCCAGUUUGUACUCCUGAAAAGCGAACCUAUUUCAACAACAAUUUCUUAGCGCACGUCCGCUCAUGGCGUGAGCAAGACCCAUACAUUCAGCGUCCCGAGGGUGUCACACCAUUCCCCGAGCCUAGUGCAGAGCCACGACUGGCUACGCCAGCCAAAGAGCUAGUCUACUGGGCGUUUGACAAGCUCGACACUGCGCCGUACGACCGUUUCCUGGAGCUCCAUGAGGUGGAGUGGUUUGAUGUGAACCUCUCCGAGAACGUAGGACCACGUGCCUGUGCCGAUAACUUCCUGGAGUACUGCGACGCUAAUGCCGACCAGAGGAUCAGCUUACACGAAUGGUGUGAUUGUACUGGCUACGAGCGCCCCAACUAAAACCGGCCCUGGUCAACGAUAGACAGUACACAUGCAUAGUCAAUCAAUGCACUCCCUGUCUGGAAAGAUCAAUGCACUCCAUAGAACUCCACUGAAUCCAACUCAUAAUGAAUGCACGUGUGCCACUGAUUGUGACUCGAAUGGCCUUUCAUACUUACACCAAUUAUAUUUGCACACGCACCGCGUUUACUUGAACACACUUUCAACCUUGCCCUUUACACCGCCCCUGUAGCAUUCUUUUUUGUUUGUUUUCGUUGCAUUAUUAUUAUAACUGCUUCUGCAAAGGUCUUACUGAUAGCCUAGGUUGUUGCUGAAGAAUUCAACAAGAACAGCAACAGCCGCGACGAACAACAAGAACAGCGACAAGUAUACCAGUAAUUAUAAGUGUUGUUGUGGUUGUAGUCUCCUAUUUACUUCAUUAUAGGCACAGGCAACAAUGCCUUUGAUUACAUGCUAGGCUUUCUUUUUCUAUGACUUCCCUGCGCAAUUGCACGCAUCCACAGCUAUUACUAGCUCCAAUAAAAAAAAGUUACUUCA